AUGAAUGAGAGCAAACAGAUUUGGCUGGUGGAUAAGUAUGCUAGACUUGUAGCAUCACGGGAGCCUUCAGCAUUAAGCUUGUCACAGGAUCAAGGAGAAGGAAAUAGCUGGCAGGAAAGUUUUAUAUUGUGGGGAACAUCAAAUUGGAUCAAAGGAGUAGCUAAAGGCGACAGUAUAUUAUUCUUGUAUCAUCAUCAGAUGUCAAACAGACGUUUUAGAAUAAAACUAAGUGGAGGGACUUCUGGAGUUGGUCUGGCAAGAACUGGAGUUGAGAACUGUCGAGAUGCCGUUUCUGUUUUAAGAGGUCUUAUGCCAGUGAAAGUAAUUGAUGACAUUAGUCAGAUUUCUCAGGAAGAGACAUCAGGAUCAAGUAAAGAGGGAGAAUCACUGAGAGAAAGAGCACAAUCUAUUAGUAAAAAGCCAUUGCAGCAAGCAUACAUCAGUUCAACGCAUUUACCAACUGAUCAGCUCUCACAGUUCAUUAGACUCUGUCUCACUGAUAGUACAUUCCCUGCUUUUGUUGAAGCUGUUGAAUCAGAACUGAACUCAAUGAAAUAA
Molecule: messenger RNA, 558 nt
Organism: Amphimedon queenslandica
Lineage: Eukaryota; Metazoa; Porifera; Demospongiae; Haplosclerida; Niphatidae
Product: meiotic recombination protein REC114-like
Exons: 4
Coding region: 1-558 (185 amino acids)
Source: RefSeq, a predicted model, not a curated record